Chelonoidis abingdonii (Abingdon island giant tortoise) is the source of this 3103-nucleotide messenger RNA. It is a transcript of the gene CAMK2A, whose product is annotated as calcium/calmodulin dependent protein kinase II alpha. Gene Ontology annotation, biological process: protein phosphorylation. Lineage: Eukaryota; Metazoa; Chordata; Testudines; Testudinidae. The record is from RefSeq and is a predicted model, not a curated record. Gene Ontology annotation, molecular function: calmodulin binding; calcium/calmodulin-dependent protein kinase activity; ATP binding.
ACCUGGAUGCUGACGAAGGCUUGUGAGGCUGAGAAGACAAAUUGCCCUCAUCAUUAUCUCCGGGCUUGUCAAUCAAACGCAUUCCCUUAUUUACCUCGGAGAGGAGAGAGAACUAGGAGCAAAAAGAGACUGAGGGAACGAGAGGAGAGGCGCUUGUCCAAAACUCCACGCUGGUGAGGGAGCAUCACCAUCCAGGAUGGCAACCAUCACCUGCACCCGGUUCAGCGAGGAAUAUCAGCUCUUUGAAGAACUGGGCAAAGGUGCCUUCUCAAUCGUCCGGAGAUGCGUGAAGGUGCUGGCGGGACAGGAGUACGCAGCCAAGAUCAUAAACACCAAGAAGCUCACUGCCAGAGAUCACCAGAAGCUGGAGCGAGAGGCUCGGAUCUGCCGUCUUCUGAAGCAUCCAAAUAUAGUGAGACUGCAUGACAGCAUCUCCGAGGAGGGCCACCACUACCUGAUAUUUGACCUUGUCACAGGUGGGGAGCUGUUCGAGGACAUUGUGGCCAGAGAAUACUACAGUGAAGCAGAUGCCAGUCACUGCAUUCAGCAGAUCCUGGAAGCUGUUCUGCAUUGCCACCAGAUGGGCGUGGUGCACCGGGACCUAAAGCCGGAGAACCUGCUGCUAGCAUCCAAACUGAAGGGAGCUGCAGUCAAGCUGGCAGACUUCGGCCUAGCCAUUGAGGUGGAGGCAGAUCAGCAGGCUUGGUUUGGUUUCGCAGGCACACCAGGGUACCUUUCUCCAGAAGUACUCCGGAAGGAUCCCUAUGGCAAAGCUGUGGACCUCUGGGCGUGUGGAGUCAUUCUCUAUAUUCUGUUGGUUGGGUAUCCUCCCUUUUGGGAUGAGGAUCAACACCGACUCUAUCAGCAGAUCAAAGCUGGGGCCUAUGAUUUCCCUUCACCUGAGUGGGAUACCGUCACUCCUGAAGCAAAAGACCUCAUCAACAAGAUGUUAACGAUCAACCCAUCCAAGCGUAUCACAGCAGCAGAGGCUCUGAAGCAUCCAUGGAUAUCACACCGCUCCACUGUGGCGUCAUGCAUGCACAGACAAGAGACAGUGGACUGCCUGAAGAAGUUCAACGCCAGAAGAAAGCUAAAGGGAGCUAUUCUCACUACGAUGCUGGCAACCCGAAACUUCUCUGGAGGGAAAAGUGGAGGCAACAAGAAGAAUGACGGCGUGAAGAAAAGAAAGUCCAGUUCCAGCGUUCAGUUAAUGGAGUCUUCAGAGAGCACUAACACCACCAUUGAAGAUGAAGACACCAAAGUACGAAAACAAGAAAUUAUUAAAGUAACAGAGCAGCUGAUUGAAGCAAUAAGCAACGGAGACUUUGAAUCAUACACGAAGAUGUGUGAUCCUGGAAUGACUGCCUUUGAGCCCGAGGCCUUGGGGAACCUGGUGGAAGGACUGGAGUUCCAUCGAUUCUACUUUGAAAACUUGUGGUCCAGGAACAGCAAGCCAGUGCACACCACCAUCCUGAACCCACACAUCCACCUGAUGGGAGACGAGUCGGCCUGCAUCGCCUAUAUCCGCAUCACACAGUAUGUUGAUGCAGGCGGCAUCCCACGCACUGCCCAGUCUGAGGAGACCCGCAUCUGGCACCGCCGGGAUGGCAAAUGGCAAAUCGUUCACUUCCAUAGAUCUGGAGCACCUUCCGUUCUACCACACUGAAGCGUUUGCCGCUUGGGCCAGGUUUGUCACUGCCUGACUGAAAAGGGAAAAGCCACCCCCCUCCUUCACCUAUGGAACUUGGCUGCUGGGUCUACUGCUUGGCGCUUGCUGGAAUUCCUCCUGCCCACCUGGCUCCUCACCAAAAACAAACAAAGGACAACCAGGCCCGAACGAGCUUCGAAUUGACUUCUCUCUCUCUCUCUCUCUCUCCCCCCUUCUCCGCUCCCCCCAUACUGUCACCCUUGGGCACAGCAAGCUCUGUCAGGGCCUAUGCACAGGUCCCACUGCUUCUGCAUGACACCAAACAUGGUAAGACAAUUAAAAAUAAGUGGCCAACACACAGAACGUAUCUGAGGCGAAGGCCUCCACCCGCCACCUCUCCAGAACUCACAGAUCCAUACACAUCCUCCCUCACGGUUCAGUGCAUUUCUCAUAGGAUGGGAUAGGACUCCUAUUCCACCUCCAUCCUCACCUCUGCCCGGGAGUCUCCAGGGACCAAGGCAAAAGGGUGGAGCGUGAGGGGAGUUUCAAGCUACUUUGGGAUGACCAAGGUCUGGGGCCACCUCCUGUCAGCACCUAUGGGUUUUGCCUUAUUGGUGUCUAGGUACCUAGUCUGAUGCCCUUGACCUUGGUAUGUCCCCCACACCGCUCCCCCUCAGGGCUCCUGCCCUCCCAGUUCUUCUUUACAGUGACAGCUGAAGGACAUCUGCUUAAACUCUUUUACUGUCCUACUCACCUGCUACUCUAGGGCGAGUAGGGUUUUAUUAUAAUGGGUGAGUAAAAUAUAUCCUUUGUUUCUCUUCCUAGAAGCGGUGGGGCGGGCAAUUAGCUUGCAAACUCACUGGACUGGGCAGGGUUGUAUGCAUGGCCCAGUGAAGUCUCAUGCUAAUUUUGACCAUGCUGGUCAAAUGUGAACAUUUUCCUUUCUUUCUCCCUUGUCCCUUUGGAGCGGGGCUUAGAGAUGCUGGGAAAAGAGAGUGAGAGAUUAAGAAAACAAUUUCAAGUUGAGAGCUCAGCUCUCUGUGCAGAGGGCAGUGAUAGUGAUAGCCAUGGUUAUAGGUUGGGUGUGGUAGCUGGCUCUUUUUCCGCAAGCAUUAUUCAUCCAUUUCUGACUCAGUGAUAGGAACUGUUUCACCAUCAUCCAACACAUUGCAGGUGGUCUUCUUUACCCUCAGCCAACUUAAGAGACCAGCUCCAAAUAUCUAGUGAUGAAUCUACCCCUUUGCCCCCCAUACUCCUCUUUCAAUCUGCCCUCCAAGACUCAAUUUUCUCUUCAUUUUUAAAGGCCACCCAAAACCAGGAACCAAAACCCUUCCCCAUUAAUCAGCUUCAGGAAAUUCACAGUAUUGACAAAACUGGUGCUUAAGGAAAUAGAGCCGGCUGUUCAUUUGAGAGAGAAAAAUAAACCGACCACAUGACACCUUCCAGCAAAGAUAG